AUGAAGCCGUCAACUAGUAAUCAGGCGGUACGAUCUCCACUUAUCACAACUUCUCCCAAAAAAUAUAUCGGUGGCGGAGGACCUUCGGGAGCACAGACUGCUCCUGUGGGAACGUCUUCUGGAGUCGGAGGAGCACAAGCAUUUCUGGGAAAAUGUCAGGAUGAAACAAAUCAAUCACAAGGAAGUCAAGAUUUUGCAAGAUUGAUCCAUACUCGAUAUCUAUCCGACAAAGAGAAGAUUCUAUUGGAUGCCCUUACAGAAUAUAAAAGGGUUGGGUACAAGAGAACACUUGCUAAAAUUAUAUCAAUGAUACUCGUAUGCAUAUUUCUCCUUGUUUUCACAGUGGUCUCCAUUGGUUGUUGGUCAGAGCAUCUCGAGCUUACGGAACAUUUGGGCGUUUAUGAUGAGAGAUAUGUCAGGACACGGAAGAGAAACCAAAGCGAAGUGGUUCUUGAUUGUCCGAUGAUCGGGUUCAUAGGAAGCAUUUGGUCUCCACAGAGUUCGCAUGUCGACUUGUUUGGCAAGAUCAUUUCCAUCAUAUCGAUUAGGAAACUUAUUCAACUGAUAAUCCGUCUAAUUCGAUGCAUCCGUCUGAAAACGACCACCGAGGCAGAAGCACGAAAACACGUGGAUGAGACUCAAAAAGAUUUGAACGGAUUGGCCGAGUCAAUAAUUGAAACUUUAUGUGAAGUGUAA
This is a messenger RNA of Caenorhabditis briggsae, 696 nucleotides long. The transcript is spliced from 5 exons. Lineage: Eukaryota; Metazoa; Nematoda; Chromadorea; Rhabditida; Rhabditidae. The record is from RefSeq and is a predicted model, not a curated record. Bases 1 to 696 code for a protein of 231 amino acids.